AUGAUCAAAAUUUUGGACAUUGAAGCUGAUACUGAGCAUGUCCAUUUAAAAAUUCACGUCCCAGAGUUAAUAAAGCGGCAUAUUCACACAAAAACAGUCUGGGUAUAUCUUCACAGUCCGCCGAAGAAGAAAAAAAAGAAUAAUUACCCGAAAAAACAAAAUUAUUUAAAUGAAAACUUCAAUAGCUGGAGCGCUUCUUACGAAGAAAGUUAUAAUAAUCAUCAAGACCAAGGUGAGCCUCCCUUUUACGACGACUAUAGAGAGCCAGAAGACUACUCGGCGAGUCUUGAAGAACCUCCUCCAGUGACUAAAUUUGAAACUGGUGUUACUGGAUACUCAUACCCUCCUCAGUACCAUCAAAGUACUCACGGGAAUGAUUUUAAUGGAAAUGAAGAUGAUAAUGAUAAUAAUAGUGUUGAAAAUUCUUCUUAUGAACGGGUUAAGUAUAAUCAAGGACAUCAUCAUGCAGGGAAGCUACAAUCUGGACAUUUGUACACCGAUGAUGAGUACGCUAAAUUUUAUAAUAAUAAAAUUGAACAAUCUCCAGUUGAACAAGCUACUGAUGCUGCUAAUAAUAAUUUUAAAUUUGUGAGAAGUAAUUAUCUUCUUAAAUUACUUUCUGAUUAUUAA
Molecule: messenger RNA, 630 nt
Organism: Cotesia glomerata
Lineage: Eukaryota; Metazoa; Arthropoda; Insecta; Hymenoptera; Braconidae
Exons: 2
Coding region: 1-630 (209 amino acids)
Source: RefSeq, a predicted model, not a curated record